Molecule: messenger RNA, 447 nt
Organism: Theobroma umbraticum
Lineage: Eukaryota; Viridiplantae; Streptophyta; Magnoliopsida; Malvales; Malvaceae
Product: transcription activator-like protein
Source: RefSeq, a predicted model, not a curated record
UUGUUAAUUCACGAUGGAAAGGAACAGUGAACAGGGAAAAGGAAAGGAGGCGGAGCAGAGUCAUCAGCCUCCUCAUAUUUCACCCAUGCAGCCGGUGACAAGCGGUGCUUACGGUGGCGGAAUGUACGGAACCGAGGAGCAGGCUCAGACGAAGAGACCGGAAAAGCCGCCUGCCAGUGAGACUCAAAGUGCUGAUGGACCUUAUGAGCCCACGUACAAGCCCCUGAACAAACCCCCACCGUUAUCCGGCGAUCGGGACAUUGAUAUUACUGGUCAAUCUUAUAUCCAGUAAAUCGUCACUGCAGCUUUAGCUGCUUACCCUGUGUGGGUUUUCUGUUUUCUUUUUGGAUUUCUUGCCUUGUAUAAUAAACGCUAUGCUUUGAUUUUUGUGGUUUUCAUUUUCCAGUCUUCAGCUGUGUGCUACAAUGAAAUAUGUUGCUCUUUCCU